UUGCAAAGUUUUUGUCUUUCUUUUCUAGACACAUUUUUCUUUGUUUAUCAUAGGAGCUUUUUUUCUUUUGCUCUCUUGGUGACUCGAACUGACAACAUUUGUGUUGGAAGUGAGGGAGCGCUUACCAUUCGAGCAACUAUCCCUUGUCUGUUUAUCAUAGGAGCUUCUGUUCUUUUGCUCUCUUUUGGUGACUCGAACUAACAACCAGGGGCGGAGCUAUCUUUUAUAUAGAGGGUUCAUCGAACCCCUUCGGCGGAAAAUUAUACUAUAUUUAUAUGGUUAAAAUUAUUUUCUUAUGUGAACCCCUUUGGUUAGUUCGUUGUUCACUCUUGUGAACCCCUUGCUGAAAAUACUGGCUCCGCCACUACUAACAACCUUUGUGUCGGAAGUGAGGGAGUGCUUAGCAUUCGAGCAAUCUGAGCAACUCUCUCUUGUUUGUUUAUCAUUCAUAGUAGUCUUAGGAGCUUCUGUUCUUUUGCUCUCUUUUGGUGACUCGAACUGACAACCUUUGUGUUGGAAGUGAGGGAGUGCUUAGCAUCUGAGCAAUUCCCUCUUGUCUGUUUAUCAUAGUACUCAUAUUCAUAAAAAUGUAAUUUUUUUUGUUUUUGUCUUCUUUUAAGGCUACAUGUUGUGAAUUAGUCCUAGUUCAUAUGGAGAUUUUUUGGUUUAAUUGUUGGUGUUGUAAAGUUUUUUCUUUUUUCUUUUUUGGAUUCAUUUCUAUUUUGAGGCUAGUGUGUCUUUCUUGUUCUCAUUUCAUUUACCAAUUUCUCCAAAACCCCUUCAUUCAUUCAGUAUUUCAGUUUUCUCUCUUUAUCUUAGCACUUAUUCAUAAAAUUUAAUUUUUUCUUUUGUGGGUUUUUUAUUUAAGGUACAUAUAUUUCAUAAAAAUGUAAUCUUUAUGUUGUGGGUUUUUUGCUUUUGUCUUCUUUAAGGUGCUCAAUAUUAUUCAUUCAUUCAUUUUUUUUCUAGUUUAUUCAAUGUAGUAACAUAUAAUCCACUCAUUUAUAAAAAUUUAGUUAAUGAUUGAGGCUACUGUCUGGUUAAUGUUGUUUUCUUUUACUCUGUGAUUAGGAAAAUUCUGCAGUUUGCUUGGGAGUUGGGCCUUUUCUGAAAUUUCACUGUUUUCUAAGAAAAAUUUCACUUUAUAUUUUUGGUCUAUGUUGCGCUCGGACUCUUUGAAAAUGUCAUUGAAAUUGAAAUUGUGUCGAAUCCUUCAAAGUAGUGCGUGUCUGGAGGAUUCAACGGGCGCAACAACAUUUUUGAAAAAUCUGAGCUAUUUAGUUUUUGGUUUCUAGAUAUGUCUAGGUAUAAAAGUUUCAGUUUUUUUUUCCAUCCUUUUUCCUAUUUUAGGUUAUUCUUGCAUUUUAAAGGUUUGCUUCUUAAAAUUUGCAAUUUUUCCAAUUUAAUUUUUUUUAAAAAUCCUAUCCAUUUUCUUGCAAAUAUAUAUGUGUUGGUGCACUCAAUGUGAACUCUGGAAAUUUCCCAAAAUUUUAUUUUUGAAAUUAUUUUCUUAUUAUUACAAGAAUCCCACUCAAUAAGAAUCUUGAUAAUGCUGCUUUUGGAUUGACAAAAUUCCAAAAAAAAUUCAACCUUUUUCUUCAAAAAUGUGCCACGGACCAUUUAUGACACCUUGGCUCCAGCUUGAAUAUAUGGUGUAGUUUUGGCCCCUAGCCUUCACAUUAAAUUCCAUUUUUGUCCCUAUAAUAUGUGUAUAUAUAAUGUAGCUAUCACUUUCUUGGAUAAUUGUAAGUUGAUGGGAUUUCUUUUUUGGUGUUUAUUGUUAAUGUUGUCGUGAGCUGUGGUACGGACUGCGUACAUUUUACCCUCCACAGACCCCACGUAAUAAAUUUUUUUUAGAGUAGAAAAAGUUUCAAGAAAGUAUAAAUGGGGUCAAAUGUGGUAGUAGAUGAGGUAGAUUGUGGUAGCUUCUUUGACCACAUUGAUGAUUUGAUUGAUUUCCCUCUUGAGAAUGAGAAUGUUGGCCUUGGUUCUACUGACUGCAAAGAUUUUCCAAGCAUUUGGAAUGACCCUUUGCCGGAUUCCGACUCCCUUUUCUCCGUUAGCCACCGGAAUUCUGCCUCCGACCUCUCGGCCGAGCUUUCAGUUCCGUAUGAGGAUAUUAUCCAGCUUGAAUGGCUUUCGACGUUUGUGGAGGAUUCUUUCUCCGGCGGGGGAUUGACUCUCGGUAAAGAAAACAUUCCUGUCGAGAAAGAGCCGUCAUCCCAAGGCAAGUUCCAGACUUUGAGUCCUGUAUCUGUGCUCGAAAGCAGCAGCAGCAGCAGCAGCAACUCGUCCUUUUCCAGCUCGGGGGAAAAGACUUUACCCCUUGGUCCGUGCCACCGUGGUCCACAACGUGCUAGGACCAAGCGUCCUCGCCCAACUACUUUCAAUCCCUUGCCAGUAUUUGUUGCUCCAGGAUUCCCAACGGAUCAAUCAGAGAACUUUGCGGAGUCUCCCAUGAAGAAGAUUCUGAAACUAGCUGCACCAGAACAGAAAAAGAAAAAGAAGAUCAAGUUCUCUAUUCCUCUAGCUCCCUUCGAGACAAAUCACAACCCAACGGCACAACAAUCAGUUCGUAAAUGCCAGCAUUGCGAGAUAGCAAAGACUCCUCAAUGGAGAGCCGGUCCAAUGGGACCAAAAACUCUAUGCAACGCAUGUGGUGUUCGUUACAAGUCAGGACGACUCUUCCCUGAAUACCGGCCAGCUGCAAGUCCUACAUUCGUCCCAUCACUCCACUCAAACUCUCACAAGAAGGUUCUCGAAAUGAGAACCACCAUCGUCCAGGACAACAACAACGCCACACUCAUGACCCCGCCACCAGACACAACCACAACCACCCAACCGGAGUUCAACCCGAGCAACAACGACUCGGUCGAACAGGAGCACAAGUGAAUAAAAAGAAACAGAAAACAGUUUUUCCUAGUCCUAGAGUCUUUUAGUGUCUUGUCAUUUCAGUUUUUAGUGUUUUGUUUUCUCAAUUGCUUUGUUCUUUUUUUGUAUAGGGAUGUAAUAUGGCAUUAGAAAAAAAAAAAAUUAGAUGAUUAUAUUUUAGGAGAUUAGGAUUAAGGGUUAAGAUUAGUGUCUUUUAUAUAGUUUAAGAAAAAUAGUUUUUGGGUCAGUGUUAUGUUUUUAUUAGAUGUUUUAAGGCUUUUAUAUUCUUGUCCUUAAAGAUGAGAAUUAUUUUUGCAGUUUAUUUGUUAUCAGGCAAUUCUGAAAUAGUAAUGGUUUAUUUUUAAGUUUUUGCAA
This is a messenger RNA of Capsicum annuum, 3246 nucleotides long. Its product is annotated as GATA transcription factor 8. The record is from RefSeq and is a predicted model, not a curated record. The transcript is spliced from 3 exons. Gene Ontology annotation, molecular function: zinc ion binding; sequence-specific DNA binding. Gene Ontology annotation, biological process: positive regulation of DNA-templated transcription. The coding region runs from base 1885 to 2892 and encodes 335 amino acids. Gene Ontology annotation, cellular component: nucleus. Lineage: Eukaryota; Viridiplantae; Streptophyta; Magnoliopsida; Solanales; Solanaceae.